Molecule: messenger RNA, 1125 nt
Organism: Physella acuta
Lineage: Eukaryota; Metazoa; Mollusca; Gastropoda; Physidae
Product: N-formyl peptide receptor 3-like
Biological process (GO): G protein-coupled receptor signaling pathway
Cellular component (GO): plasma membrane
Molecular function (GO): G protein-coupled receptor activity
Source: RefSeq, a predicted model, not a curated record
AUGCCGUACGACAUACCAAAGAUGACGUACAACACAAGCGAGGUAAUCAACUCUACAGGGCUAAACACGAACUGGACCACGCCCCACGCCCCCACCACCACAGGAGAAGACAACUACGCGUAUCUGGACAACUCGGCCAAGACCUGGUUCCCUGUAGACGAGAGCGUCUUGGAGGUUCUCAACCUAGUCUUUGAUAUUAUAGUCACCCAAACGUUUUGCGUGACGGGAAUCGUGGGGAACUUCAUCAGCAUCAUCAUCUUUUGGAAACUUGGCUUCAAAGACGUCACCAACAUCAUCUUGAUCUCCCUCUCCACGUCUGAUACGAUAUUCUGUCUCUUCCAGUGUUACUACCGGCUGCCCGAUAUUGUUGAGAUGUACGAUCGCUACACUGGCCACACUAUGCGAACAUUUCACUUUGUUUACUGUUCCUUCAUUCACCAAACGGCUAUAAUCAUCAGUCUGUUUCUUGUCGUAUUGAUUUCCGUUGAGCGUUGCAUAGCCGUAUGGCUUCCGUUCCGUGUCUCGCAGAUUUGUAAUCGGCGAAAUAUUAUAUGGGCUGUUGUAUUUCUGUACGUUUUAGGCAUAGUUCUAACGCUGCCUGCGCUUUUCCUGUACAGAUUAAAAUGGUAUGUUUCUAAACCAAAAAAUAUAACCUACGCAGCUUUAUUCUACACCGAUUUCUUCGCAAACAAUUUCGAAAUUCUUCUCAUCUACUUUACAAGCGGUCUAAACAGUGUGACCGCUAUAAUCCCUUUGAUCGUUAUCGUUGUUUUGUCCUACAUUACAUCUGCUAAACUCAUCGUGUCCCAGAGAAACCGCAAGAAUCUUUCUUCAGCCAAAUCAACUCCCAACUCUCGAGACGUCAAAGUCUUUAGGAUGUUCAUCACCAUCUGUGUGGUCAACGUGCUCAUCUUCCUGCCCACGACAGUCCUGGACAUGUACCUGUACUCCUCACCUGACCAAGAGUUCCUGUCUGAGAACUUUAAGACCGCCGUCAUAUCGGUCAAGAAUGCGGUGUAUACCUUUGGGCCAACCGCCAACUGGAUUGUCUAUGCUUCUUUAAGUUCAAAGUUCGCUGAAAGCUACAGAAACAUGUUUUGUUUUGGGAAGUUACGUAAGAAAUAG